UCAAACAAUCAUAUUGUGUAAUCCUUAGAUCAAUUAGUAGUUCUUAAUUUGUGAAUUAUAUAUAUUGGAUAUUGGUGUUGCGAGGAAAUAGAGAUAGAAGAAGAAAAGUCAUCAAAAGGCAUAAGAAUCUGAAAGAAACAAUAAUGUCUGCGCUUGGAGACCAAUCACAGGAAGAACCCAUGGCUGCCCAACCCCAACCUCAGGACCGACCCAUUUCUAACAUCGUCAUCGUCAUUGCUAUGCAAACAGAGGCACUUCCGGUCGUCAAUAGGUUCCAGCUCACUGAGGACCCUCAAUCUCCGUUUCCACAAGGGGUUCCUUGGGUUCGUUAUCAUGGGACAUACAAAGAUCUCAAUAUAAGCUUGAUUUGGCCAGGAAAAGAUCCUGCUUUGGGGGUUGAUAGUGUAGGCACGAUAUCAUCUGCUCUUGUAACAUAUGCUGCUAUUCAAGCAUUACAACCAGACUUGAUCAUAAAUGCAGGCACUGCUGGUGGCUUCAAGGCCAAAGGAGCUAGUGUUGGUGAUAUUUUCAUCAUAUCAGAUUGUGCUUUUCACGACAGAAGAAUACCCAUACCUGUUUUUGAUCUGUAUGGAGUUGGUUUACGUAAAGCCUUUGAAACACCCAACCUUGUAAAGGAGCUUAAUCUAAAGGUGGCUAAAUUGUCUACUGGUGACUCUUUAGACAUGACACAGCAGGAUGAAUCAUCAAUCAUUGCAAAUGAUGCCACAGUUAAAGAUAUGGAGGGAGCAGCUAUUGCUUAUGUUACUGAACUUCUCAAAGUUCCUGCAAUUUUUGUAAAAGCCGUGACUGAUAUCAUUGAUGGUGACAAACCAACCGCAGAAGAAUUCCUGCAGAAUUUGGCAGCUGUAACUGCUGCACUUGAUCUGGCUGUUGAACAAGUUAUUAAUUUUAUUAAUGGAAAGUACGUAUCUGAACUUUAAUAACCCAAAUUCACCUUCCGAGUUUUUUUUAUAUGCAAUGUUGCACGGGGGCCUCCAAUUAUACACUACCUUUAUCGAUUGGGAAUUUGUGAGAUUUAAGCAAAAAUAUAAACUAUAUUUCUGCCCCCACCUCCCAUUUCUCUUUUGUACUAUUCUGGCUUGCAGGCUGUAUAAGUUAUCUUGGAAAGAUUGUGUGAAUCAUUGUAAAAUGUACAAUAACAUACUUAAGUCAACUGCUUAAAGCAAUAUGGUUGAUAGUUGUCCCCUUAGUUUUUCGUUAUAUUGGAAUAAUUGAGUAAACUUGAUUUUAAUAAUGGAAGUAUCAUAGUUCGUGGUU
Messenger RNA from Cajanus cajan (pigeon pea), 1278 nucleotides. It is a transcript of the gene MTN1, whose product is annotated as methylthioadenosine nucleosidase 1. Lineage: Eukaryota; Viridiplantae; Streptophyta; Magnoliopsida; Fabales; Fabaceae. Gene Ontology annotation, molecular function: methylthioadenosine nucleosidase activity. Gene Ontology annotation, biological process: nucleoside metabolic process. The record is from RefSeq and is a predicted model, not a curated record.